Molecule: messenger RNA, 2252 nt
Organism: Thalassophryne amazonica
Lineage: Eukaryota; Metazoa; Chordata; Actinopteri; Batrachoidiformes; Batrachoididae
Gene: casp7
Product: caspase 7, apoptosis-related cysteine peptidase
Exons: 7
Coding region: 150-1073 (307 amino acids)
Biological process (GO): apoptotic process; proteolysis
Cellular component (GO): cytoplasm
Source: RefSeq, a predicted model, not a curated record
GCUCCUGCGUGUCGCAGCGUUUUGACGCAAAAACCUCACAGAGGAGAAAGACUUCAAGGAGCUUUCGUUUUCUCUCCACGUUUUCUGGGAAACAUAAAUUCGGUGAAAAAGGACACAUUCUUACAUUAGCCGCAGAACUGACAGUGAAAAUGGCUGGAGACGCUGCUGAGUUAACCGAGCUCGGAGAAGGUGAAGAGUUCACGGUGGGAGAUGAUACAGAUGCCAAACCUGACCGCAGAGGGAGAUUUCUACUGUUUGGAAAGCAGAAAAAUAAGGAUGGCCAGACACGAGACCAGGAAAUCCAUUACAGAAUCGUUUCACCAACAUUCCAGUAUAAGAUGAGCUACACACGAGUGGGCAAGUGUGUCAUCAUCAACAACAAAAACUUUGAUGAAAAGACAGGGAUGAACGUACGCAACGGCACAGACCGAGAUGCAGGCGAGCUUUUCAAGUGCUUCAAGAGCCUGGGCUUUGAUGUCUUCAUCUACAAUGAUCUAACAUGUGAGAAGAUGGAGCGUUUUCUCAGAGAAGCAUCAGAGGAAGACCACACUGACAGUUCGUGUUUCACCUGUAUCCUGCUAAGCCAUGGUGAGGAGGGGAUGAUAUAUGGCACAGAUGGUGCCAUGCCCAUCAAGACCAUAACCUCACUCUUCAGGGGUGACAUGUGCAAAAGUUUAGUUGGAAAGCCAAAGCUCUUCUUCAUCCAGGCUUGUCGUGGUUCGGAAUUUGAUGAGGGUAUACAGACAGAUUCAGGGCCACCAAGCGAUGCCCUGGAGACUGACGCAAAUCCAAGAUAUAAAAUCCCAGUGGAGGCAGAUUUCCUCUUUGCCUACUCCACUGUGCCAGGGUACUACUCCUGGAGGAACCCUGGGCGUGGUUCCUGGUUUGUCCAGGCACUCUGCAACGUCUUCAGCGAGUUUGGAAAGCAGCUGGAAAUAAUGCAGAUCCUGACACGGGUCAACUACAUGGUGGCCACCAGCUUCCAGUCAUGGUCUGAAGACCCACGCUGCAGCGAGAAGAAGCAGAUUCCCUGCGUCGUCUCCAUGCUGACGAAAGAACUGUAUUUCAACUGACCGUAGGUCUGGCUGUACCACACCACAGACAGAUGGACUGUCUCAGGUACUGAGCAGUCAAAGCAUUCAGGGAUAAUUGCGGCCCUUCAGGCCAACUCUGCACAUUUUGAGCAUGUGUAACAUUUUGCAUGUGUAGCUGGACCCAAGUACUCUGCAAGGAAAAGAAAACUGCUCACACAGAACUUCCACAUUCAUGUGUUGACGGUGAAACUCACCUCAUUUUCAGGUUAUUCUUCAGAAUAAUGGCGCCGCUUUUGUUCUGAUCUUUGUUGACAGACAUUGUGGGAUAUUGAAAUUUUUGUGGGUUUGGGGAAAUUAUAUCUAAUUGCAUGUCUCUAAAUUUUCCUGCUUUUAAAGCAGCUCUAGACUUGAGCACAAAACCCGGCUAUUGUAUUUACCCUGUGGAAGGAAUUUCCCAAUCACUGGACUAAUUAAGACUUUGUGUUCUGAGUCAUUUCUAAAGAAACAAAUGAGUCGAUUUGUUCAGUGUGCAGUGCUGCAUCAGCUGGAAGAGAUCAUUUUCAGCUAUCUGUUUGUUUUUUUAUGUUUUUCAGUCCUUAAAGAAACAAAUCCGCAGUAAUAUGAUGCUUGUGGUGACAUGCCGUGACAUAUCUGAGCCUUCAUCUCAGGUUAUCCACUGUCCCAUUAGUGAGUGAAUGUUCUAAGACUUCACCUGUGUCGGCUCGUCUUUUGCAACCUUUUAGCUUCACGAGAUGCAGAGUCGAAAACAGAUUAGUAUCCACUUUCUGAAACCUAACAACAGUUCAGUUUUUUCUCCAGAUUAAGUUGAAGACUUGUUACAGGAAGCUAGUCCAUUCAUUUUCAAAAUAGGUCAGGAUAGUGUGUUUUUUUUUAAGGGCCAUAUUAUUCACUACGUGAAAGGUCGAUUGGUUUGAUACCGGAUUGUAGCUGAGCCCUUAAAACCUUCAGCCUUGCAUCGCACCCUUCGAUUUCACACAAAGGUAGGAUGGAGACAGUGAAAGAAGACACAAGAGUUCACCUUAAAGACAUCCAGCACGUCAUAAAUUUAGCAAAUACCACUUGGUACGAGGGGCGAUUGAGAAGUUUUGUACCGUCAACCACAGAUCACAUGGCGCUAGGAAGAGGUAGCAGUUGAAAGAAGUUAAAAUUCAGAAAUUAAGGUUUGGGUUGAUUUUGAAUAAUGUUUAAGAAAACAAA